Molecule: messenger RNA, 2543 nt
Organism: Manis pentadactyla (Chinese pangolin)
Lineage: Eukaryota; Metazoa; Chordata; Mammalia; Pholidota; Manidae
Gene: ILDR1
Product: immunoglobulin like domain containing receptor 1
Exons: 9
Coding region: 206-1921 (571 amino acids)
Cellular component (GO): plasma membrane
Molecular function (GO): high-density lipoprotein particle receptor activity
Source: RefSeq, a predicted model, not a curated record
GCGGAGCCGCGGGGAGCACCCUGGGGUGCGAGGCGCCCGGAGGUACCUGCCAGCGGACCCAGGCCGGCCCCCCAGCCGCUCUGCGGCGAGUGAGGGGAAUCCGGAGGGAUUCCUGGGCAAGUGGCGCGUCCUGGGGCGGCAGCUGCGGAAGAAAGACCUAGUGCCCCCGAAUCCCUGAGCUGAAAGGGGCCAGAGCGGGGCCGGCAUGGGCGCCGAGCUGCCUGCAUCUUGGCUGCUGCUCUUCACCUGGCUCCCGGCAGGUUUGAAAUUCACAAAAGGGAUGAAAUCAAAGAAUAAAAGAGUCCUACCCAGAAGCAAAGCCAGUGCUGACGCAGGUGAAGGGUGCCUGUCCUUGCUGGUAACGGUCCAGCACGCAGAGCGCUAUGUCACCCUGUUUGCCUCUGUCGUCCUCAAAUGCGACUACACCACCUCCGCGCAGCUCCAGGACGUGGUAGUGACGUGGCGCUUCAAGUCCUUCUGCAAGGACCCCAUCUUCGACUACUACUCUGCGUCAUACCAGGCAGCUUUAUCCCUGGGCCAGGACCCAUCCAACGACUGCAAUGACAGCCAGCGGGAGGUUCGAAUCGUGGCCCAGAGGCGGGGGCAGAACGAGCCUGUGCUGGGGGUGGAUUACCGGCAGCGCAAGAUCACCAUCCAGAACCGAGCAGACCUUGUGAUUAAUGAAGUGAUGUGGUGGGACCAUGGCGUGUACUAUUGUACCAUUGAAGCUCCAGGGGACACGUCAGGCGACCCAGAUAAGGAGGUGAAGCUCAUUGUCCUGCAUUGGCUGACGGUGCUGCUCAUCACCCUGGGGGCCCUCCUCCUGCUGGCGCUGGCCGGCGUGUGCUGGUGCCAGUGCUGCCCUCGCUACUGCUGCUGCCACGUGCGCUGCCCGUGCUGCCCCGCCCGCUGCUGCUGCCCCGAGGAAGCCCUGGCCCGCCACCGAUACAUGAAGCAGGCUCAGGCCCUAGGCCCGCAGAUGAUGGAAAAACCCCUAUACUGGGGGGCAGACAGGAGCUCCCAGGUUUCAUCUUAUCCAAUGAACCUGCUGCUGCAGCAAGAUUUGUCCCUGCGAUCCAGCCUCCCUCACAUGCCAGUGAACCAGACCACCACUCACCCUCCCGUCACCAGUGGUAUCCUGGAGUAUUUGGAGAAGGAGCUUCGGAACCUUAACACAGCCCAGCCUGUACCCCCUAACCUCAGAGCCAUAUCUGGCCAACCCGGCAGCAUGCUGUCCUCUCUCGGCUCGGAGGUUGUAGAACGCAGGAUCAUCCACCUGCCCCCGCUGAUCAGAGACCCGCCGUCCUCACAGAGGACCAGCAACUCCUCCCACCAGCAGUGGCUCUCCCCAGCUCCCCCUGGGCCCUGGGGUCUGAGAGAGGGGAGGAGGCAACGCCACUCCUCUGAUUUCCACCAGGAGCCCCAGGUCCAGGAGCCUAAGCACUGGGCAUUGGAGGGAAGGGAGAGGGACCAGCUGCGGAGUGGAAGGCGCCACAGCUCUAGGCCGCAUGGGCCACCUGCGGCCUGGUCAGACAGAGACAGCCUCAGUGACGGCCCCUUGUCCAGCGGGGCCCACUGGCGGCCAAACCACCCCCCUCUCAGGAGCCGCUAUGCAGAGAGACCCCGGCGGCCCAGCCCCAGCGAGAGCACGCAGAGGCCCCGGAGGCGACGGCCGCGCAGCUACUCCCCUCCCCCGCCCUCAAGCCUCAGUUCCUGGAGCUCCGAGGAGGAGAAGGAGAGGCAGCCCCAGAGCUGGGCGGCCCACCGCCGCAGGUCUCACUCUCCAAACUGGCCAGAGGAGAAGCCGCCCAGCUACCGCUCACUGGAUGUCAUCUCAAGCAAGAAUGGCAGGAAAAAAGGGAGUGUGGAGAGGCCCUCGGAGAGAGACAGCUCCCAUAGUGGAAGGAGUGUGGUCAUUUAGUCACCGAGCACAAAACACUUCUGUGGCUACGUCUCAGCUCCUGCCUGUCAUCAGCAUCACCUAAAUUUCCAGCUGACCUGGGAGGGGCUUUCCAGUUGGCUUGGGAGGGACAUUACAAGUCUAUAUUUAACAAUUUUGGCUUCGAUUCUGAGAAUCAAAUAGAAGAAUAUAAAAAACAAGAGUUUGAGGAAUUGAUGACUGUAGUUUUAUGCUUGGUUCACACUCUGCAUUUUUAGAUAGUCUCUGACUUGUGGAUGUGAUUACAUCCUACCUGGGAUAUGAUCCCUCAGGAACUUAGUAGCCUGACUCUUCAGCUAGGUUUCACUGCUCAGAACUAUGGCCAUUUUAAAAGAGAGAACUCAGGAAUUUUUCAGAGGAAAUUAAACAUUACAGGAGCAGAAAAUCUAUUGAGUAUUACAGGGAUGUUUCUAUGGGAGCUUCUUUUUAUCUCUGUAGCGUAUCUCCAUGUUAGGAGUGAGUCCACCUUGUCGCACCCAUGCCUGGUCCUUAGUGUUCCUGAGGGUCCAGUCAGAGAUGGCAUAAGACAUACUCCAGCAAUGUGCCCUUCAUGGAUUGUGUAUUACAAAUGUAGAAAAUUACAGAGAAGCAAUUUUGCACCAGA